AUGCCGUCCCCUACGAAAAGGUCGACACGCAGUUCAGCGACUCCCCGCCGUUCCAACCGCAAUAAUGAAACAAACGAAACGCCCCGUCAAGGAAACUCGCAGCUUGAGGCACCUUCGAGUCCCCCAAUGGAAUACCAAUCUUCGUCACCUGGGCCCAGCAACCAGAAUGCUCUCCGUGGAGAUGUAUCAUCGCCAUUUAAGCAGAUGACAAACAGUCAGAGCACACGUGGUCGAAGCGAUAUUCCCAGCUCUCCUUUUGGGCAGAUGGCAGAUACCCAAAGCGACAUCGAUCCCCAGAGAACACCUCGAGCUAACCCAACUACCCCGGCCUUCCAUGGAGGUUCCUCGCCCAUUCGUUAUGAACCCAGCUCCAGUCCUGGAAGAUCUCUACGACAUCAGUCUGAGCUUCGAAGUGAGACCAGCUUAUUCGUGAACUCCCAAGCUGGGUCACCUGCACCUCAUCGACGAGGUGAUAUUAACUCUGAUGCUGCAAGAACACCCCGUGCCCCUCGCCGAGUUAUUCUGGACGAUGCUGGUCGGGUAGUCAGGGAGGCCCCCCCUGUCAGUUCUGAUGCCGCUUCGUUUACAAACAGAGACCCCAACACCUCUGAGGCUGAUGUUCUCGGUGGACAAGGACAAAGUCUUAUUUGGGGUACAACCGUUUCUAUCGAUGAUACUUUUGCAUCGUUCAAGGACUUUCUCCGCAAUUUCACGCAGAAAUAUCGCAUGUACCGCGACGGCGCCUCUGAUGAAGAUGUUCAAAAUGCUCCUGAUGCUGAAGCGAAGCCCUACUGGGAGGCUCUGGAGAAUAUGUUGCUCUUGGGUGCAACAAGACUCUAUGUCGACAUCUCUGAUCUGAACCUCUACCCUCCUACCCGAAAGUUGUGGCAUCAGAUUCAGGCAUACCCCCAGGAAAUUGUUCCCGUCAUGGAUCAGUCCGUCCAUGACAUGAUGGUUGAGAUUGCCCGUGCAGAGACCCUGAGAAACCGCGCGUCACAAAGCAGUGCUGGUCACCAAGCCUCGCAACAGAGCACCCAGAGCUCAGAACCUGUUUUCCCUAGCUCAGAUAGGCCUGAGGAGGCAUCCACACCACGAAACCAACCAGAUCAACAGCAGGCUUCGCUGGAGGAUCAGGUGUCUUCGUCCAUUUAUGUUGUUCGACCCUUCGGUUUGGACAAGACUACCAACCUGCGAGACCUGAAUCCCUCUGAUAUGGAUCGCCUUAUUUGCAUCAAGGGUAUGGUCAUCCGAACAACCCCCGUUAUCCCUGACAUGAAAGACGCUUUCUUCCGUUGCAAUGUUUGCAAUCACUCUGUCAACGUUGGCCUUGACCGUGGCAAGAUUCGUGAGCCCACCGAGUGUCCUCGUGAGAUCUGCAAGUCCAAGAACUCCAUGUUGAUCGUUCACAACCGAUGCUCCUUCGAGGAUAAGCAAGUUAUCAAGCUCCAAGAGACCCCCGAUGCGGUACCCCCUGGUCAAACACCUCACUCAGUUUCAGUCUGUGUUUACAAUGAGCUUGUAGACUUUUGUAAGGCUGGUGACCGUGUCGAGCUGACGGGUAUCUUUCGCGUUAGUCCUGUUCGUGUUAAUCCUCGCCAACGUGCUCUCAAGAGUGUGCAUAAGACAUAUGUCGAUGUUUUGCAUAUUCAAAAGGUUGACAAGAGACGCAUGGGUGCCGACCCCUCCACGCUUGGUGUUGCUGGCGAGGAGGAUACCGAAGGUGGAGAGAAUGGCAUCGAAGAGACCCGAAAGAUCAGCGUCGAGGAUGAGGAGAAGAUUCGGGAGACAGCCGCUCGUGACGAUAUCUACGAACUUCUUGCUCGUUCCCUGGCCCCCUCGAUCUACGAAAUGGACGACGUCAAGAAGGGUAUCCUGCUGCAACUGUUUGGCGGUACCAACAAGACGUUCCAUAAGGGUGGUAGCCCCAAGUAUCGUGGUGAUAUCAAUGUCCUCCUUUGCGGUGACCCUUCGACCGCCAAGUCACAGAUGCUCUCGUACGUGCACAAAAUUGCUCCUCGUGGUAUCUAUACUAGCGGUAAGGGAUCCUCCGCCGUUGGUUUGACUGCGUAUGUUACGCGUGAUCCAGAAACCAGACAGCUUGUUCUCGAGUCUGGAGCUCUGGUUCUGUCAGACGGCGGUGUCUGCUGUAUCGAUGAGUUUGAUAAAAUGUCGGAUGCUACACGCUCCGUACUCCACGAAGUAAUGGAGCAGCAGACCGUCUCAGUUGCCAAAGCUGGUAUCAUUACUACUCUUAACGCACGAACCAGUAUUCUCGCCUCAGCAAACCCUAUCGGCAGUCGUUACAACCCCGAUCUCCCCGUCCCCCAGAACAUCGAUCUUCCACCUACUCUUCUCUCUCGAUUCGAUCUUGUGUAUCUCAUCCUGGACACUGCUAACGAGAAGACCGAUCGCCGCCUGGCUAAGCAUCUUCUGUCGCUCUACCUUGAGGACAAGCCCCAGUCGGCCCCUACCGACAACGACAUUCUGCCUGUCGAGUUCCUCACCCUUUACAUCUCAUAUGCGCGCUCCAAGAUCCAGCCUACUAUCUCGAAGGAAGCUGCCGAGGAACUGGUCGAGUGCUAUGUUGCCAUGCGUUCUCUAGGACAAGAUGUUCGUGCCGCCGACAAGCGUAUCACUGCAACCACCCGUCAGCUCGAGAGUAUGAUUCGUCUCGCUGAAGCCCACGCAAAAAUGCGUCUUGCCGGUGUUGUCACCCGUGCCGAUGUCCAAGAGGCCAAUCGACUUAUCCAGAGUGCCUUGAAGACCGCUGCCACAGACUCGCAGGGUCGCAUUGACAUGAGUCUCCUCACUGAGGGAACCAGCGCUGCCGAUCGCAAGCGUCGCGAUGAGCUGCGCACUGCUCUACUGCGCCUCCUGGAUGAGAUGACAGCUGGUGGCAACACAGUCCGAUGGGGUGAUGUUGCUCGCAGACUGAGUGAAGGUGCCAGCAUUACCAUUGAGCAAUCUGAGUUCAACGAAGUGAUGAGGGCUUUGGAGACCGAGAAUGCCAUUAUGAUCAUGGGCGAGGGUGCAAGAAGAACCGUCCGAAGGGUGACGUCUGUUUCAUAA
Molecule: messenger RNA, 3069 nt
Organism: Fusarium sp. VM40
Lineage: Eukaryota; Fungi; Ascomycota; Sordariomycetes; Hypocreales; Nectriaceae
Source: the annotation of a GenBank genome assembly